AUGGGUACAAGAGAGGACGAAUAUGAUUAUUUAUUUAAAGUGGUGUUGAUAGGUGACUCAGGGGUGGGAAAAAGCAGUCUUCUUUCACGUUUCACUAGAAAUGAAUUUAAUUUAGAGUCAAAAUCAACAAUAGGAGUGGAGUUUGCAACACGGAGUAUAGAGGUGGACGGAAAAACCAUAAAGGCUCAGAUAUGGGACACUGCUGGUCAAGAGCGUUACCGCGCAAUCACGUCUGCGUACUACCGAGGCGCUGUGGGAGCUUUACUUGUGUAUGACAUCGCAAAACACUUGUCUUAUGAGAAUGUUGAACGGUGGCUGCGUGAGUUAAGGGAUCACGCUGACCAGAAUAUUCUAAUCAUGCUUGUUGGGAACAAGAGCGAUCUGAGACAUCUCAGAUCAAUCCCAACAGAAGAGGCAAAGGCGUUUGCAGAAACGAAUGGUCUUAGUUUUAUUGAAACAUCGGCCCUUGACUCUACAAAUGUUGAACCGGCAUUCCAAAACAUUCUAACGGAGAUCUACCGGAUCGUGUCGCAGAAACAGAUGCGUGAUCCUCCGGAAGGUGACGUCAUCCGACCUGAUGCUGAACCGGCUGAUCUCCGGCCAUCUGCCGCAGACUCCGUGCGCAAACAGUGCUGCCAGUAG
Molecule: messenger RNA, 642 nt
Organism: Pieris macdunnoughi
Lineage: Eukaryota; Metazoa; Arthropoda; Insecta; Lepidoptera; Pieridae
Source: the annotation of a GenBank genome assembly